Messenger RNA from Pseudophryne corroboree (corroboree frog), 4618 nucleotides. RefSeq names its product alpha-2-macroglobulin-like. Bases 40 to 4452 code for a protein of 1470 amino acids. Lineage: Eukaryota; Metazoa; Chordata; Amphibia; Anura; Myobatrachidae. The transcript is spliced from 37 exons. Gene Ontology annotation, cellular component: extracellular region. Gene Ontology annotation, molecular function: endopeptidase inhibitor activity. The record is from RefSeq and is a predicted model, not a curated record.
CAGAGAGACAUUUUCGGUGGAGGUGACUUGUCGGCCAACAUGCAGCUUCUCCUGGUGUCCGUCUGCCUGGCCUUCUUCAGCUCAGCACUUACAUCAGCAUCAGACCCGCACUAUGUGAUCACGGUUCCUAAACUGUCAGUGGGGGGAUCCCAGCAGAAAGUCUGCGUGACCUUCCUUGAUCUGGAUGGGCCGGUUGACUUAAAACUGGACCUGCAUAAAGAUGAACACACUCAUGUCAUUGCUGAGCACAAAGUAGACACCCCGGAUUACUCUCACUGUUUCCCCUUCCAGGUCCCUGUAAUAGAAAAAGACUAUUCAGUCUGGUCUUUCCACGUAUCUGCACAUGGGGAACACCUCAAUAUCAAUGAGACCAAGUUGAUUGGAGUAACCAAAGGAUAUGAUAUGUGCUUCAUCCAGACUGAUAGAGUCACAUACAAGCCGGGUGAUACAGUGAAGUUUAGAGUGAUAGCUGUGGACGUGGAUUUCCAUCCUGCACAAAAUAAGUAUCCUGUGCUUGAGCUAAAGGAUCCGAAUAGCAACCGCAUUGGACAAUGGCUGAAUGUAACUGUUAAACAUGGGAUUGAUGAUUUUAGUUUCCCUUUGGCAAAUGAGCUAUCGCUUGGAACAUAUAAAAUUAACAUACCUGGUGAAUGUGAGAAAGACUUUACUGUCUCUGAAUAUGUACUGAAGAGAUUUGAAUUACAAUUGAAUGUACCAUCCCCUAUAGCAGUGAUAGAUAAAUCCUUUCACCUAGAGGCGUGUGCCAGUUACACCUAUGGAAAACCAGUACAUGGCUCUGUUAACCUUACAGUCUGUCCUAUCACACAUUUCAAUUAUUGGCGCUAUCGCAGCAGCAGCGAAGAAGAGGACAAAAAACACUCAGAACAAUGCUUAGAAAUACUGGAUGUUAAGACUGAUAGCAAAGGAUGUCUGUCCAAGGAGAUUGACCUUAGUUUUUUUAAACUUUCAAAAGAAAGUUCACAGUAUUUACAAAUUUCAUCUUCUGUGACAGAAGAUGGCACAGGUCACAUUGAGACGGUCUCAGCUGAAAUCUCCCCCACUAAAUACAAAGAAAUUACAUUUGUGGAUACUGGAGAAUAUUACUUUCCAGGUGUUCCCUUUCAUGUCAAGGUGCGUGUUGUUGAUGAAAAAAAUCAGCCCAUGGUUAACAAAGCCAUAUCCAUAUAUCAGUAUGCAAAUAGUGAAAAGGUUGCAGAGCUGGUGACUGACAAAAAUGGAAUUGCUCAUUGUGCACUUAACACUUCUACAUGGGACAGCUAUAUGUCACUAACGACAAAGUUUUCAUCAGAUAAAAAUAAUGAUGAUGAAGAAGAUAGUUAUGAGCAGGCAGUGAAAUGGCUAGACCCAUUUUACUCUGAGAGUAAAAGUUUUCUGACUGUACAAAGCAAUUCAGAGAUAAUUCCCUGUGACUCCAAUAUGCCAGUGAGUGUGGAAUACGACAUCAAUAAGAGCGGCCUGGAUCCUAAAUCUGAUCAUCUCACCUUCUUCUACUUUCUGCUGUCUAAAGGUGGAAUCAAUUCUUACAAAGAACAUAAAUUAAACCUUAAAGAGCACGUAAAUAACCCAACAAUACAUGGGACAUUCCCCAUAAAUGUCCAUGUAGAUGCAAAUUUGGCCCCUGUUUUCGUAUUCUUCAUUUUCACUGUAUUGCCCAAAGGAGAAACAAUUGCAAGUAAAGCACUAUACACAGUUUCAGACUGUUCCAAGAACAAGGUCCAUCUCAGUUUCUCUGAAGCUCAGGUCCGUCCUGGAGAAAAGGUGAAUCUUAAGGUUACAGCAGACUCUGGAUCCUGGUGCUCCGUGCGAUCUGUGGAUAAAGGUUUCUUACUUCAUGCACCUCAUGAGGAGAUUUCAUUAUCAGAUGUUUUAUCAGAGCAUUUAGUGGAUUCACUUCGUGCUGGAGUAUCUGGCUAUGCACUGUUAAUCCGGGACCCUGUGACGCACAAAUGCCAAGAAAAUGAGACUGAUAGUAAUUCUGAUUUUCGAUUUGAUACUUACAAUUUGUUUAAGUCAGAAAAUUUGAAAGUUUUUACCAACACCCGAAUAAAGAAACCAGUGAUCUGUGCUCCGAUUGAGUUCGCUGGCCGCUCGCACAUCAAAAAGAAAAGCAGUAAAGAAGAAAAAGGUCAAGAGCUGAAGAAGCCUCACACAAGAGGAUAUUUCCCAGAAACCUGGUUGUUUAAUUUAGUUUCUGUGGGCCCAGAGGGACACACAGAGCUCAACCUGACUACCCCUGAUAGUAUCACCAAGUGGGUAACUGAUGCCAUCUGUCUGGGAAAUACUGGAAUAAGUGAGAUAAAGGAUGUUGGACUCACCACCUUCCAACCAUACUUCAUCGACCUGAUAUUACCCUACUCUGUGGUACAAGGAGAGACAUUUACAAUCCAAGCCCUGGUCUUUAACUAUGUGAAGAGCUGUGUGCUGGUGGUUGUGUCACUGUCUGAUUCAGAGGAUUUCACAACAGUCCAACAGAAGGAGCAGGCCAGAUGUAUCUGUGAAGGCCAAUCAACACACUUUUCUUGGGAAGCCACAGCCAUAAAUCUAAAGAACUUAAAGAUCCAUGUGAGCAGCGGUUCUCUGAAGUUGGAAGGAGAAUGUACUGAAGAUCCACUUUUGUUGGGAGAGGAUCACAGAGAAGACUCUAUUGAGAAAACCGUUGUGGUUAAGCCUAGAGGCCAUGAAGAGCAGAAGACAGAGACCUUCCUUCUGUACCCAGCAGAUUCCACUGAAAAAAUCCAAGUUUCAUACCAUGUACCAGAAAGAUUUGUGCCAGGCUCUGGCCGUGCCCACAUCAUUGUUAUGGGUGAUCUCAUGGCCAAUAUUAUCAUUAACUUGGACAACAUUGUACAUCUGGCUGAUGGCUGUGGGGAGCAGAACAUAGCAAAGCUAUCUAGAUAUGUGUACACAAUGCAGUAUCUACAGAGUACCAAAGAACUAACACCAGAACACAAGGAAAAGGGUAUGGAAGACAUCAUAGAAGGUUACCAGAGACAACUGACAUUUAAAAAUGAAAGUGGCUCAUAUGGACCGUUUCCAGGCUCUGAUCCUAAUUUCUGGAUCACAGCAUUAGUAGUAAAGGCUUUCAGCAGUGCUGAGGACUUCAUCUACAUAGAUCAGAGCAUCAUCCAGCAAGCUGUGACAUGGCUGCAGAAUGAACAGUUACCAAAUGGGUGUUUUGAAGUAUCAGAAUCUUACUUUAAUAAUGAUCUAGAGGCAGAAAAUGUAGUUGCAAAUACAGCCUAUGUCGUUAUCUCACUGCUGGAACAUCACGUGGUCUGCAAUGGAAGCAUUGUGGAGAAUGCACUGAAAUGUUUAAGGAAAGAAGCACACAGCAUUACAUCUCCCUAUACCCAGGCUCUUCUGGCCUAUGCCUUCACUCUGUCAGGAGACAGUGACCUAAGACAGGAGGCGCUGAAGCAUUUGGACAAGACUGCCAUAAAGAAAGGUGGAUCUAAGCAUUGGGAAACAAAUAUAAAUAGCCAAGGAGACGUUGAGACAUCUGCCUAUGUCAUUCUGGCUUUGCUUUCUGAAGAAACAACUCAGAGAGAUAUUGAAGAGAGCGCAGAUAUUGUCCGUUGGGUUAUGACCCAACAAAAUCCAUGGGGAGGAUUCAUCUCAUCUCAGGACUCUACAGUAGGUAUUCAAGCUCUGGCUAAAUAUGCCAAGGCCACUCACCACAAGAAGGGAGCCGCAACGGUGACAGUUGAGUCAAAGUCCGGGUUCCACAAAGAAAUUCAUGUGGACAAAGAUAAUAGUGGUCUUGUGCAGACAGUAGACCUGACAGAAUUCCCUGGUGAAUAUACAGUAACUGCCACUGGAAAAGGCUGUGUCUAUUUACAAUCACAUCUGCAUUAUAACAGUCUUCCUGACCAUUCAGACGACCACUUUGCCGUCAAUGUAAGCACCCAGCCAGCCAUCUGCACCCAUGAAGGACAAACAAAGUUUGAGGUCCAUGUGGAUGUCAGAUACACAGGAAAGCGACCUGAGACUAACAUGGCAGUGGUCGUGGUGGAAUUUCUGUCAGGAUUUGUUCCUGAUAAAAAGAGUAUUAAACAGUUGGAGAAGAAUCCUACAGUGAAAAAAACAGAGAUCUCUGAAGAUCAUGUCACCAUUUAUUUGGACAAGCUCACUCACAAAGACGAACACUUCAUAUUUAAGCUGAAACAAGAAACGCACGUGACAAAUCUGCACCCUGCAAAUGUUGUACUUUUUGAUUAUUAUGAACCAGAUGUACGUACCGUGGCAGAGUAUAACUCUCCUUGCAAUACAAUGAAAGGUCACUGCAAAGUCGGUGUCUCCCAGAGGUCAGAUUGUGGGCAUCCAGGUAUUACCAAGGAGGAGUGUGAGCAGAAAGGCUGCUGCUUUGAUUCCAGUAUUGCUCAGUCCAAGUGGUGUUUCUUCCAAGGAUUUGAAAAAGCAGAAUCUCACUAAUAAAGAAUCUAUCUGAAGACAUCACACACUGUGUCCUCUGUGACAACGAAUACUUACAGUACAGUCUACCCACAAGUAGCAGACAGGAAAAUAACUCCAUCAUGGACCCAGGCUAAAGGAUUCUGUUUCCUGUAAUGUAACAUUCAAUAAACAAUACACAGUGUAA